Messenger RNA from Purpureocillium lilacinum, 369 nucleotides. The record is from RefSeq and is a predicted model, not a curated record. Lineage: Eukaryota; Fungi; Ascomycota; Sordariomycetes; Hypocreales; Ophiocordycipitaceae.
AUGUCUAGGGAGUUGAUCGAAAACAUGACGGAUCGAUUCAAUGACGCCACAAGGCAGAUGGCGGCUGGUCCGAGUCGUAGAUGUCGAUCUUUCAUGCUGCGGGGUCUGGUGCACAGACGGCGGGUGUUUGGUGGCAUUGCGAUCACAAGGGGCGAAGAUCAAGCAAGCCAGGUGUCGGAUCCUGGCCUGUCCGGUCGUCGGCCGGCCUGUUUGCGACCAGGUGGGGGAGAUGCGGUGCGCGGGAUCAAGGCCGCCAGCGCAAUCGAGUGCGGGACGCGGGACGCGGGAGCGGGCGAGGGACAGCCCCCACUGGAGCUCUCUGAAACGAACCGCCGGCUGCUGCCAGCCAUGACGGGCAUCUGCAGGUGA